Messenger RNA from Candidula unifasciata, 257 nucleotides. The record is from the annotation of a GenBank genome assembly. NCBI's taxonomy places the organism in Eukaryota, Metazoa, Mollusca, Gastropoda, Stylommatophora, Geomitridae.
CCAGCGGCCUGGUCAGAAUGUACCCAUUCUUUAGGUGUCCAACCUGUCGGCAACAGCUAUGUUUACUGCAUGCAGGGAACCCUCUUGUGACUUGUAUGCCCUACCAAGUUGAACAGAUCGUCUGCUCCAAAUGCGAUGAGACCACGUGCGUCUGUGAGAAAGAUCAAAAAGAGCGCCAUGUCGACCCGGCCAAACAUCCCCGCCAGGAACUGUGCGCCAAAUGUAAGGCUGGCAUCCCAUGUACCCGCCGAUACUGA